Molecule: messenger RNA, 616 nt
Organism: Aspergillus saccharolyticus JOP 1030-1
Lineage: Eukaryota; Fungi; Ascomycota; Eurotiomycetes; Eurotiales; Aspergillaceae
Exons: 1
Coding region: 117-533 (138 amino acids)
Source: RefSeq, a predicted model, not a curated record
GCAGGAUCUCUACCGAGAUCGACCAGGCCCACACAACAAUCACACAAGGUUGUUCCUGACGAGCUACCAGCUCGGGAAUCAAUACGGCCAGCCAUAAGUGUUCGUGGAUUCGCGAUAUGAGUGUGCGAAGGUCGGGGGCUGCUGCGGACGCUCGUGCGGCUGCUGCCAGAAGGGGCUGUUCCCCAACGAAGACAAGGAGGAUAAAGUACCAGCAGUUCCUGUCUACGGCCACUGCACUGUGGAGUAUGCGUGUUGUAUCAAGUUUUGCCAGUGUUACCUGCCUGAUCACCGUCUACCUACUCCGAAAAUACUUCCUGCGUUUGAAUGAUGUGGUUCACAGCUUUGCUUCGAGGGCUACGGAUUGCUGCGCUGUGGUACUUGAGUCUCAAGCUGAGACAUCGUUAUUCUAUGUAUUUUGUUCUUCAAUAUUUUGUCUCUCUUCUUCCUUUUUCCUGCUUCUCUUGGUUGUCUCUUCUUUCUUAGCUCUAUUCUUGCUCUUCUACCUUUUCCUUAACGCCACUUCAUGCGCUUAGAAAUGCCCAGUCAAAGCAAAUGGCGGUAUAUUAGCGUGCUCGAGAUCCCCUUCCAUUAUGCCACUGAGAUGUAUCCUAUCUGC